Heterostelium album PN500 is the source of this 2253-nucleotide messenger RNA. RefSeq lists its product as uncharacterized. Bases 1 to 2253 code for a protein of 750 amino acids. The record is from RefSeq and is a predicted model, not a curated record. NCBI's taxonomy places the organism in Eukaryota, Evosea, Eumycetozoa, Acytosteliales, Acytosteliaceae. The transcript has 2 exons.
AUGAUACCUGCUCACUUUAAUAAUUUUACGAACCAACAAACAGGAAAUAUUUCAAAUUCAUCUUCUCCUUUAUCUACUCCACCAGUUUUCGUAUCAGCAGCAACAACAGCAACAGCAGGUUCAAACACAACUUCAGCUUCAACAUUAGCAACCAAACAAUUGUCUGGUUCCGAACUAAUACCUAAUCAUUCACAAUAUCAUCCACUUCCAUAUUUUAGUGGUAGUUUACCAAAUCUUUAUUUAAACGAUACAUCUUUACUAUAUUCACAUCUACAUCCACUCCCAAGCUUGCAUUCCAGCCAUCCUCAUGAUACAGCAAUAGGCAGUGGUAUUCGAAUGGAAAUGAUUCAACAAGCACCUCAAUGGUCUGGUGUUCCAAAGAUAAUGGCUACACAUCACCAACAACAGGCAGCUACACACCAACAACAACUGCAGCAACAUCAACAGCAGCAACAGCAGAUUCACCAUAUACCACCCGAAAUGAUGGAUCCACACCACCCUUAUUUCAUACAUCACCAACAGCAGGCAGCCGCCGCUGCAGCAGCUUCAUUACAGACUCCUGGUAGUAUACCUACUUAUUCUCUUCCACCACAGACUACCACCAAUCCGAAUUUUUCACCAUAUCAAUAUCCUGCCAAUGUUUCAUAUUGGCUGCCUCCAGGCGCAACACAUUUAAAUCUACAACAACAACAACAGCAACAGCAGCAGCAUCAUCAGGCACAGCAACAUCAUCAACAACAACAGAUGCACAGACAACAGCCAUUUUCAUUACAGGCACACUCUGCAGCUGCAUAUGCAUCCACUCCACCUCCACAACCAACCACUGCAACACCCACCGCUCAACCACUAUAUCGUAUUCCACCAAACCAACAUCAAAUUAACAAGACAGAGCCGGCUGCAUUUGUUGAUGAGGCAUCAGCUUCAUUGUCACCAGCAACCGACGAAGAAAACGAUGGUAAAACACAUAUGCAAAAAAUUGUUUCACAGUUCUACAAAACAUUGUUUCAUUAUCACCCAAACACAACAAUAAUUUCACAGGAUUUACCGCUACCACCUUCGUCGUAUGCGCCAUUUUCAAUUGUAUAUACACCAAAUAUACCCUCUAAAUUUUUACCACCUUCAUCUGCCAACACUUCAUCGUCGUCGUCUCCAGCAGAGGCUUUCGAUACCACUUCAUCAUCGUCCACCAGCACGCCAAAGACAUCAUCAGAGACUUCAAAGAAAAAGAAUGGCGAAAGCUCCUCAAAGAAAGAUUCCUCAAAGAAGGAAAAAGAAAGAGAUAAAGAGAAGAAGCAAAAGAAGAAAACAUCACCUACCACCAACAGUAUGAGUAGUAGUGGAAGUGCAAUCAUCUCAAACAUUGCUUCAACACCAACAACAACAACAAUCAGCAACAACGAUAUUUUACAUAGUAACUCUGCUCUAACACCAAAAUCGAGAUCAGAAAUGACGACGACGACAACAACAACAACAACUAAAUCGGUAGACUCUUCACCAAACAGUAGUAUUCAUAGCGAAGCAGCAACAUCUAUUCACAAAGAAUCAUCACCACCCAGUUUACUUCCAAUCGUUGUACCUCUGUCAUCUUUUGCUGCACCUCAUAGUAAACUACCUCCAACUGCAGAGGAGACUACCAAUCAGACCAAUAGCAAUAGCAAUAAUAACAGUCACAAAGAAUACCUUUCGUCAUACAGUAACUUACCAUCGAUCCAAAUCAAACCAACACAAGAGCAAUACAGUCAGAACGUAUCGAUACCAUUUAUACAACCGCCACCCAAUAUCAAGGUGCCAGAGUAUACAAUUACACCGAUUAUCGACAGUGUCGACGACAAACAAAACAAAAGUGGACUUGGAUCUUUCGAUUACUUUGAUCCUUGGGUGGACAGAAAGAACAGUAAUCCCUACUCAAUGAUGUACUUCUCAGAGCCAAGAAAGAACAGUAUUGGAGGCAUGUAUGGUCAGGAACGUAAGAACAGCUUCCUCUUCACCGCCGAUCGUAAAAACAGUGGAUCACUGCUGAGCGGCAUCGAUAUCGGUCCACCACUAGUCGAUAAUUCUUUGCCACUGCUUCACCCAUACUAUUCAAAUAGCAGGCGAUCCUCCAUGGAAAUCAAACCUCUGGCUGCAGUACUGCCUACGGACCUAGUUGAUUUGAACUUUAUUGGUAGAAAACGAUCACUCUCACAAGAUGAUAUCCAUUUCGACGAUCCACCCAACACCAAACUGAAACUAGAGUCAUCCGUUGCAACAUAA